This is a messenger RNA of Alexandromys fortis (reed vole), 1186 nucleotides long. RefSeq names its product phosphatidylinositol glycan anchor biosynthesis class X (gene Pigx). The record is from RefSeq and is a predicted model, not a curated record. Gene Ontology annotation, biological process: GPI anchor biosynthetic process. Lineage: Eukaryota; Metazoa; Chordata; Mammalia; Rodentia; Cricetidae. The transcript is spliced from 8 exons. Gene Ontology annotation, cellular component: endoplasmic reticulum membrane. Bases 1 to 1125 code for a protein of 374 amino acids.
AUGGCUCAGCAGCCGCUCUGGGAUGCAGAUCACGACAUCCACUUGCAUGAAGGACUGUCAGUGAGAGGGUCGUUUCCAUCCAACCGCAUUGCACAGAGGACUCAUUAUAUCGACUUUGAGGUGGAGCGGAACUUGGCGCUGCAGGAAGAAGCGACAGCCAUACCCUACGUGGGUAACCAUGGGAGUUACAGGGGUAGAGUUCCAGGGAUUCUGAGCAGCCCCGUGGGAGCGCUCGGUGGGUUCAAGGACGUUUGCGCACGGAGCGCUCCGUCCCAGUCACCGGGGCCGGUGGGAGUACAGCCUGCCUCCGCGACCGCAGCUCUUCCCGCGCGCCCCUCUCGGGCGUCGGCUCUCCGCUCCGGCGUCCUGGCUGCCGACGCUGUGGCCUGGCUGCUCCUCUGGGCGGCUGGGCUGGUCGGCAGGCUCGCCGCUGACAUCAGCGACGCCCCCUUCAGCUCGGGUAUAAGGGCCACUUGUUCUGAAAUCAUUUUGAGGCAAGAAUUCUUGAAAGAUGGUUUCCACAGAGACCUUUUAAUAAAAGUGAAAUUUGGAGAAAGCAUUGAGGACUUACAGACUUGCCGGCUCUUGAUUAAACAUCACAUCCCAGCAGGACUUUUUGUGGAUCCAUAUGAGCUGGCUUCAUUACGAGAGAGAAACAUAACAGAGGCAGUGAUGCUAUCAGAAAGUUUUAAUAUAGAAGCUCCCAACUAUUUGUCCAAAGAGUCUGCGGUCCUCAUUUACGCACGACAAGACGCACAGUGCAUCGACUGUUUCCAGGCCUCUUUGCCUGUGCACUAUCGCUAUCACCGGCCCCAUAGGAAGGAUGGAGACACCCUGAUUGUGAUCAACAACCCAGACCUACUGAUGUACUGUGACCAAGAGUUCCCUGUUUUGAAAUGCUGGGGUCAGUCAGAAGUAGCAGCUCCUUGUGCUUUGAACAGUGAGGAGAUGUGCCGGUGGAAGAACAUGCAGUAUAAAUCAAUCCGUAAGAAUGUGACCCUCCAAGUUCCAGUGGGACUGACGAUCCACACCUCUUUGGUGUGCUCUGUGACUCUGCUCAUCACCAUCUUGUGCUCUUCUUUGAUCCUUGUAGCUGUUUUCAAAUACGGCCACUUUUCCCUGUGAGUUUUAGACAGGUAGAUGUUUUCUAUGAACCUAAUAAACGGGACCGAUUCACUUGUGACAA